Hibiscus syriacus is the source of this 836-nucleotide messenger RNA. RefSeq names its product protein PARTING DANCERS. Gene Ontology annotation, biological process: resolution of meiotic recombination intermediates. The record is from RefSeq and is a predicted model, not a curated record. Bases 64 to 816 code for a protein of 250 amino acids. The transcript has 8 exons. NCBI's taxonomy places the organism in Eukaryota, Viridiplantae, Streptophyta, Magnoliopsida, Malvales, Malvaceae.
CCCGCCCGAGUUUUUCACCGUUAAUUUUGUCUGACAAAUCGAAGAUCUAAAUUUUGGAUCGAAAUGGCGAAUUUCAAACCAGGCAAUGAAGAUCAAGUGCUUGAAAAUCCAUGUUCCAAGGUUACGAAGAGUUCAGUUUCCGCUGGAGUUUGCAUGAUGAACACUACCUGGAGGGAUCAACAACAUCCAUCUUUCAUCAAUUUCAUCUCCUCCUUCCUCGUUGCAAAUUCUUUCCGCCUUAACUUUGUUCCAAUUUCCCCUGACUUCAUUUUUAAUUGUGGAGGAUUGUCAGUAGCCUUCAUUUUUGUAACAAAAUGGGAUCGCUGCAAUGUAGAAACAAUAUUCAGCAGGGCAAAGAAGCUCAAGGCUCAGUUUGCGUAUCUCUACGUCACUGUUAACCUUCCAACUAGGGACCAAAAUGACUCUUUUCUCUGCUCUUACUUCAAGUAUGAAAUGCAGCUUGGUAAACCUACAUUUGUGCCAGUUCAAGACAUUGAGAUGGGGUUUGAAAAGAUUGUGAAGAUAGCCCACUCUUGUGGAGUUAGCAAACAGCAGGAGGUUAAAUCAAAAUUGAAAGCUGAGAAGAAUCAAUCAGUACAGGGGAUGGAAAAUUUCAUUAGGGUAAUGACAUCCAUACCAGGGAUUGACAACCAUGAUGCAAAUGCGCUGAAUCAAACAAUUGGUUCAAUCGAAGGGAUUGCUAAAGCAUCAAAAGAAUACCUUGUGGAGACUACAGAUCUUUCUGCAGACAAAGCUGAGAUAAUUGUAAGGUUUUUCAGAGAUUCAAAGUUUUACCUUAGUCCUAAAAUCAAUUAAAGAGAAGAAACAAAUAGAAA